Molecule: messenger RNA, 1003 nt
Organism: Spinacia oleracea (spinach)
Lineage: Eukaryota; Viridiplantae; Streptophyta; Magnoliopsida; Caryophyllales; Amaranthaceae
Exons: 3
Coding region: 183-758 (191 amino acids)
Source: RefSeq, a predicted model, not a curated record
ACACUUCUUUCCAGGCGCGUGUCCUUCUCCCACCCACCCAUCCUUCUUCCAUUCCCGCUCCCUUUCUCCAUUUCUCUGGUUUUACCUCUUCAACCUCCCCAAAUACCUCUUUCCCUCUUCUACCGCAUUCAAAUACCUUCCCAUUCUUCCGCUUUCGUAUCGGAUAGAGAGCGCGCAAAAAGAUGGGUCAGGCAUUUCGUCGAGCCGCUGGAAAACUGCGGAAUACGACUGUGGAAACGUCAUCUUCGGCUCCUUCUCGAUAUCAGAACUCUUAUGACCGAAGAACUCCGGUAGUUCCGCCCGUCGAUAAGGUUCAAAUUCACAACAAGGAUUCUGUUGGAGAUGGUAAUUCUAAAAGCAAUGCUGAAGUGUUGGAAGAGAGAGAUCCAAGCUACGAAGCUAUGCUCAGUCAAAUGGUGGGGAAAAUCAAUACUAAGCCUGGUGGCAAGCUUGAAAUGGGCGAGGCUUAUGUGGUACAGAAGACAAAGAGACCCUUACCAAAAGUACGAAAUACUACUCCUGAGACUGGACGUUAUGAGGAGAGGCCUGUUGAGACAGGAACACUAAAUGUAGCUCAGCUUCGUCACAUAAUGCGUCUGCAUCAAGGAAAGGAUGAUGAGAAUGAUGGGCCGCUAGGACUGAAAGAGGUUGCUGAUAGAUUUCGUGUUGAUGCUCUACAGCUUGAAAGGAUCUUCCAGCACGUGUCCCUGCCACCUGAGGAUAAUACUAGCAGAAAGAAACAUGAGCUUGUUGACUGAUUUCCCCUUCCUAAUGGUAAUACUAGUUGAAUGACUGAUUGCUUUUUGUUGUAACUGUUAAAAAGUGUAUUUGCGGAACAUUUAGCUAUUUGAUAAUGACGAAAAGUUCUGCAUGGGCUUGUUAGGUUUUUGUCAACAAUUGUAACACCUCGAUACUCUCUGGCGUUGUACACGAAUAAAUGAUAGAUCAUGUAAAGAGUUACCAUUUUUGCAGUAAAUGAUCCAGAUAACAACUUCAGUUUGCC